This is a messenger RNA of Photinus pyralis (common eastern firefly), 1847 nucleotides long. RefSeq names its product mitochondrial enolase superfamily member 1-like. Gene Ontology annotation, biological process: amino acid catabolic process; carbohydrate catabolic process. Bases 179 to 1549 code for a protein of 456 amino acids. The record is from RefSeq and is a predicted model, not a curated record. The transcript is spliced from 8 exons. Lineage: Eukaryota; Metazoa; Arthropoda; Insecta; Coleoptera; Lampyridae. Gene Ontology annotation, molecular function: L-fuconate dehydratase activity; magnesium ion binding.
UGACCUAUUGUAGUCAUGAACUCUCAUUCAACUGACCUUCUAACUAACACUAUCUAUACGCCUAAAAUAGAAUAUAAUUGUUACAACAAACAUUAGUCGUUUUUAUUAUCGUACCAGUUCAUGUAUAGAUCCUUAGUAUUACCUGCACAACAGCCAGUCGCCGGCAAACUGUGUAACCAUGACGACCGAAAAUUUGAAGAUUAUCAAACUUGAGGUGAAAGAUGUUCGCUUUCCCACAUCUUUGGAGGCCCAUGGAUCCGAUGCCAUGCACACCAGUCCGGAUUAUUCGUGCGCCUAUGUUAUUUUGAAAACCGGCAAAGGCACCGAGGGGCACGGCUUGACGUUUACGUGCGGACGUGGUACCGAAAUUGUCGUUAAGGCCAUCCACUCACUUUCGCACCUGGUCGUCGGCCAAGUUGCCUUUGAGAUUUUUAAAGAUUUUGCCGGUUUUUGGCGAAGUAUAACUAGCGAAACUCAGAUGCGAUGGCUCGGUCCAGAAAAAGGCGUCAUUCACUUAGCCGCCGGAGCGAUUAUAAACGCUCUGUGGGACCUAUGGGCGAAACUCUUGAACAAGCCGUUAUGGCGUCUGCUGGUCGACAUGGAUCCGGAGCAACUCGUCUCGACCAUAGACUUUCGUUACAUAACUGACGUUAUCACAAAGGAGGAAGCGAUCCAGAUACUCAAAAAUCAACAGAGCAAAAAGGAAGAAAGGAUCGCGAAGCUGACGGCGAAAGGAUAUCCGGCGUACACCACGCAAGUUGGCUGGUUGGGGUACUCUAACGAUACCAUUUUGGAGCUCUGCCAGAAAUAUUUGGAGCUCGGAUUUACUGCGUUCAAAGUGAAAGUGGGCGAAAAUCUCCAGAACGAUAUCAAUCGUCUCAAACUCGUGAGGAAUGCCAUAGGUUACGAUAAGCAACUGAUGGUGGACGCAAAUCAAGUGUGGGAUGUAGAGCAAGCGAUAGAAUGGGUGAAGAAGUUGUCAGAGUUUAAACUACACUGGAUCGAGGAACCCACAUCCCCCGAUGAUAUUCUAGGCCACGCCGCAAUUUCUAAAGCGCUGAGGCCUUUAGGUAUCGGCGUCGCAACCGGGGAGGUGUGCAGCAAUCGCGUGAUGUUCAAGCAGUUUCUGCAAGCCGACGCUAUGCAGUUUUGUCAAAUUGACGCUGCUAGAUUGGGAGGUGUUAACGAAAUUUUAAGCGUUUAUCUUAUGGCUCACAAACUGGGAGUUAAGGUCUGUCCGCACGCUGGAGGAGUGGGUCUCUGCGAAAUGGUUCAACACUUGCAAAUGUGGGACUACGUUUCCGUUUCGGGCACGAUGAAAGGCAGGGUUAUUGAGUAUGUCGAUCAGCAGCACGAGCACUUUCUUCAUCCCACUUUUGUCAAGGACGCGUGUUAUCAAGUGCCGAAGGCGGCUGGGUACAGCGUAACAUUUUUACCGGAAACUAUUGAAAAGUACGAAUAUCCCAGUGGCUCAGAAUGGGAACGCAUGUUUUCCCAAGGCUUGUUUCACGACCCACGAAAAGUGCUUAAAAGGAUGUCUUCAGCAUAAUUUUAUAGUCGUUUGUUUAUAGUAUACAUUAGUGAGAAUUAUAAUGUGAAUUCCUAAUAUUUUGUGAAAAAAAAACUGAGUACUGUAUGUCGAAGUUUACUAUCGUCAAUGGUGUAGAUAUAAAAUAGUAACUUAUGAGCGAGCAAAAAGUUAUAUGUACUGAUCCUAAACUUAAUCUAUUUCCCAUCUAAAGGAAAUUUGGAUACUUCUACAGCCUGUCCGCCAAUAAGAUCUAAUAAUAUCGCUUAUUUUGUUAAAAACCAACAACUAGACAAAUAAAUUUUUUUAUUUGCAUAUA